Messenger RNA from Trichoderma aggressivum f. europaeum, 4002 nucleotides. RefSeq lists its product as uncharacterized. The record is from RefSeq and is a predicted model, not a curated record. The coding region runs from base 1 to 4002 and encodes 1333 amino acids. Gene Ontology annotation, biological process: lipid storage. Gene Ontology annotation, molecular function: protein binding; lipase activity. NCBI's taxonomy places the organism in Eukaryota, Fungi, Ascomycota, Sordariomycetes, Hypocreales, Hypocreaceae. The transcript is spliced from 4 exons. Gene Ontology annotation, cellular component: cytoplasm; lipid droplet.
AUGGCUCCCGCCAUCUCACUCCUCGCCAAACCACGACAAAGAGGCGUCCGUCCGUACCAGAGACACGGCCUCAUCUACUUCAUCUGCGGCAACCCAGGACUCGUCAAUUACUACGCCGUCUUCCUAGAUUGCUUGCGCGGGAUGCUCGAUGCGGAAGAUGAAGGCUCAGGCGGAACUGCCUAUGACAUAUACGGGCGCAAUUUACUGGGCUUCAGUGAUGACGAGCAUGAGCCGUUUAGCGCCAGCAACGAGCCAUGGGAUCUCGACGGCCAGAUCGACGGCAUGUAUCGCGAUGUCGCAUCCAGGACCGUCAUUCCCGACGAAGCUGGCGCUGAGGGCCAAGAGGGAGAGGCAGCGCGGCCGUAUGACUUUGUCGUCCUCAUGGGCCACUCGGUAGGCGCGUACAUUUCAGUCGAAAUCUUUCAUCGGCACAUGCAGGAUCCAUCUCGAGCGCCGCAUCUCAACCUCCGGCACGGCUUCUUGCUGUUUCCAACUCUCACCCACAUUGCCAACUCGCCCAAAGGGAGGAAUGUUGGUCUGCUAAUGAGCAUCCCCGGGCUGGAAAACAACGCACAUCAUCUGGCGAAAUUCAUCCUUAAUUGUAUUCCUUAUGCGUGUGUCUUGUGGAUCAUCCGACAUGUCUUGGGCUUCACGCCUCAGACUGCAGAGGUGACGGCGAGGUGGCUCAAGAGUCAAGGUGGCGUUUGGCAGGCGAUUCACCUAGGCCUCUCAGAGAUGCGCACCAUUUGCGAGGAAAAGUGGGAGGAAGAGCUCUGGGAGACGACAGUUGAAGACGGAGACGUUAACAGUUACAAUUACUACCACGGUAAAAGCAAGGUUUCUGCGAAUGGAGAGUCUCAAGGCGGCGCCGAGACACCACAGCAACAGAUUCCAAAGUUCUUCAUUUUUUACGGCAAAAACGACCACUGGGUGGCGAACCAUGUCCGAGAUGCGUUUAUCGAGAAGAGGAAGAGCGAAAAGGAACACACCAAGAUACUAGUUGACGAGGGAGAUAUUCCGCAUGCAUUUUGCGUCAAGGAGCGGCACCGAAUGGGUGCAACCCGUGCGCCAGCACACUCUGCGAACAUCAGUGGAUCUACUUUUGGGGACAACAUCCGAAUAAACCAAGGAUUUCUAAAUAUCUUCUUUAGUAGCCGGACAACGGUCUCCCGCGAAAGCACACCGUCCCCUGCAGUACAAGCUCAGUUGGAAGAGAAAGAGAGGAUGGACUGUCGGCGCUCUCUCAGCUUCCGCGAUCUUGACGCCCGCCUGCAGAAUAUCUUUCCGGUACAGCAAGGUACCUGCGAGUGGAUUUUUCAUAUGCCAGUGUUUCAGAAUUGGUAUGAGCAUGCUCAACACGAUAAUGGAUUGCUUUGGAUCAAAGGAAACCCUGGCACUGGAAAAUCGACAUUGAUGAAGCAUAUUUUGGAAUACUGCCAAACUAAACGAAAAUAUACUAUCGCGGCAUACUUCUUUAACGCUCGAGGGACCAAACUAGAGCAAACACCUCUGGGUAUGCUACGCUCUUUACUAUUUCAACUACUCUCGCAUGAGCCUCGUUUAUAUGACCAGCUUCUUCCAAUUUAUCGCCAAAAACAGCAAGAUCACAGCUCGGGGGACUGGGAGUGGCGUGAGCCAGAGCUUAAAAGCUUCUUCCUAUCGGAGAUACCAAAAUGCCAGCCGGGACCGCUCCUUUUCAUAAUAGACGCGUUAGACGAGUGCAGCGAAUACGACGUGCAGAACGUCGCAGAAUUUCUCCAGCUUCUGAUCAAGAAUGCGACAGAUGCUGGUCUUCUGCUCAAUAUUUGUCUAUCAAGCCGUCACUUCCCAUCCAUCCGCUGCGCAAAAUAUCAAGAACUGGUUUUGGAGAAGGAAAAAAAGCACGAUGAAGACAUUAUCAAGUAUAUCUCUUCCAACUUGACGAAAAAAGACCAAGAGGUUGAAGAAGCGAUCAGAAAAAGGUCGUCUGGUAUUUUUAUGUGGGUUGUGCUCGUCAUCAGGUUACUGAAUAGGGCAUAUGAAGAUGGCAGAGUUGAGGCUAUGAAAGACAUGUUAGACGAAAUCCCAAACGAAUUGGAGGAAAUGUUUGCGAUGCUGCUUGAUAGGGACAAUCCUGACAAGGAUGAGACUAUCUUGAUUUUGCAGUGCGUCUUGUUGGCAAAACGACCAUUCACACCAGAGGAGUUAUUCUUUGCUAUUGUCGCUGGCACCAAUAGCAAAGCAUUGGGCGAAUGGAAUCCUUUGCAGGUAACUGGCGAUAUCAUCCGACGACGCAUCAUCAGUUCAUCCAGGGGGCUUAUUGAAAUCCGCAAAAGGCAAAAUGACACAUCUCGGCUUAUUUAUAGGUCCGGAAGAGGUUUCCGAAGGGUAAAAAUUCGGAAAAUAUACCGUGACGAAGCGCUUUACGAGACGGAAGAAGACGAAGAGCUUUACGAGACGGAAGAAGACGCAAAGCUUGCUGGGACGCAAGAAGGCGAAAGGAAAACAGUGCAGUUUAUUCAUGGAUCCGUCAACGACUUUCUACUUCGUAACAGGAGGUUACAAAAACUAGACCCGAGGCUUUCACCAGAUCCCAUCGCUAAAAGCCAUGAUCGCCUCAAGGAUUGCUGUAUGGCAUACUUAAUGAUGGAAUCGCUAGAACUUCAAAACGUUGAAGAAACAAAGUCUCGCUUCCCUUUCCUCAAAUACGCGUCUCGCUAUCUGUUUGCCCAUGCCGAAGAAGCGACAUCGGUGGGCCAAUCUGAGUUACUACGGACUUUAGAGUACGACACCGUUUUUAAGCGGAUAGAGCAUUUUCAUAAAUUUUUCGUGAAUUACGGUCAAAGGCGCAUGCCUCUCAACUUACUGCAGAUCCUGGCAGCUAGUGGGCUCCCCAAGCUGGUAGUGAGUCUACUCGAUAGGGGAGCUGACAUUAAUGCUGAAGGAGUACCUUGUGGGACUGCGCUUCAAGCGGCUAUAGAGUUUGAAAGGGAAGGGAUUGUCAAAACGCUGCUUAGCAAGGGAGCCAAAAUCGAUCCUCAUGGAAAACCCCGUGGCCAUACAACGCUAUAUAGAGCAUUCAAGAAGGGCAACGGAAGGAUUCUAGCCAUGCUGAUUGACAAGGGGGCCACACUUGAUAUCUUCGAAAGAAUUUCCAAAGGCAGUGUGCUUCAUCACGCAGUAGAAACUGGUAAUGAAGAUAUCAUAGCCAUGGUGCUCGAUAAGGGGGCAAAGGUCAAUGCUCUAGGACUCGUGGGUAACGUUCUCUGCGUAGCAGCUAAAGAAGGGUCUGAAGAUAUCGUGCAAAUGCUUCUUGAGAGGGGAGCAAAGAUUGAUACUCGAGGACUUUUCGGCAGCGCGCUUACAUGUGCAGCGUCAGAAGGAAACAUAGAGGUUGUGCAGUUGCUUCUUGAGAAGGGAGCGAACAUUGAUACUCGGGGAGUAUUCGGCAGCGCGCUUACAUGCGCAGCGGCAGAAGGACACAUAGAGGUUGUGCAGUUGCUUCUUGAGAGGGGAGCAAAGAUUGAUACUCGGGGAGUUCUCGGCAGCCCGCUUGCAUGCGCAGCAUUAGAAACACACAUGGAGGUUAUGGGGUUGCUUCUUGAUGAGGGGCCGAACAUACAUGUUCGAGGACUUUUCGGCAGCCCGCUUGAAUGCGCAGCAGUAGGAGGACACGCCAAGAUGGUCAAUGUGCUGCUUAAUAAGGGAGCGAGAGUUAACGACUGGGGAGGAAUUUUUGGUAGUGCACUUCACGGAGCAGCAAUGAAGGGGAACACAGAUGUUGUGGAGAUGCUUCUUGAGAAGGGAGCAAAUAUCAACGCCCGAGGGCUUAUAGGUCCCGGAUACUUACUCACUGACGGCUCUGAUGACGUUGGCAAAACAAAGAUUCAGGAGAUGCUUCUUGCAAAGGGAAUAAAGAUGGGAACUUGGGGGAAGAUUUAUGGAACUGUACUUCAGGCUGCAGCAUCUAAAGGGCAUGAGCAUAUUGUACAGCUGCUGCUUGAUAGAGGAGCAAAACGUUAA